Pistacia vera is the source of this 2143-nucleotide messenger RNA. Its product is annotated as ankyrin repeat-containing protein ITN1-like. The record is from RefSeq and is a predicted model, not a curated record. The transcript has 4 exons. NCBI's taxonomy places the organism in Eukaryota, Viridiplantae, Streptophyta, Magnoliopsida, Sapindales, Anacardiaceae. Bases 1 to 1995 code for a protein of 664 amino acids. Gene Ontology annotation, molecular function: protein binding.
AUGGAUUUGUUAGAUAAUACACGCAUAGACAAUCCAAAUGAUGUUCGACUAAAGGAAAUCCUUCAAUUCGCGGGAGCCCUCGGUACAGAAACUCCUCAUAACACUCUGAUAAACAAUCCAAAGCCUUCUACAGGAGUUUCAAAAGACUGGAUUAAGUAUUUUCAAUUUCAAAUGGAAAGGGACUCACCAAGUGAUACUCGCAAUGCACUAUUAGUCGUAGCCGCAUUGAUUGCAACUGUGACAUUCCAAGCAGGGAUGAACCCACCAACUAGCUUUAUUCUUCAUAAACCGGUAGCCAAUUCCGCUGACAUUGCAAACACUGCUCCUCCUGUGUUUGUUCCAGUACUUGCCUCCGGUUUGGCUGUUAUUUCUGGGAGUUCAGGCUCUCCAGUUACAUCGAAUUUGUUUUUAUUUUGGAAUACAUUAGGCCUUGCUGCAUCACUCAUCAUUAUAAUCUAUCUGACUAGCAGGUUUCCUUUCCAGAAAGAGCUUCAAAUUGCUAUUUUCUCAAUGAUGUUUGCUUAUGGAUGUGCAGUGCAUCAUAUUAAACCUGCGGGCGCCAUUAGACUAGAAUGGACGUACGGUAGAUUGUUUGAGGCAGCUCGAACAGGCAGUGUCAAUGCGUUACACCAACUGCUUGCUGAAAACCCAUUGGUUCUAGCUGAUUGUGCUCUCAUAUCUCCUCAUGAGAACCCGUUACACGUUGCUGCUAAGGCCGGACAGCUUGCUUUUGUAAAAGAAAUAAUUAAACAAAGGGCUGAUCUAGUUACUCAAGCAAACCAAGAUGGGUUUCGGCCACUGGACAUUGCUUCAGUUCUUGGGCAUGUCGAAAUAGUGGAAGAAAUCAUAACGACUUGCCAUCCUGAUGUUUGCCGUUUCAAGGGGACGCAUGGAAGAACAUGUAUUCAUCAUGCUGCUAUAAAUGGAAGGGUUGAGAUUAUUGAUAAAUUGCUUACCUCUUGUGGUGACUCUGUUAGAGAUCUGACAUCUCUCGGCGAAACUGCUCUUCAUCUGGCUUUGAAAAACUAUAAACUUAAAGUUUUUACAAACUUGGUCAAAUGGCUGGAAAAGCUUGGCUUGGAAAAAGAGCUCGUGAAUUUUAGUGAUAGAGAUGGAAACACAGUUUUGCACCUGGCAGUCUGUAGGAAACAACUUGAGAUUGUUGAGCUUCUGCUUGGCAGCGGCAAUAUCAGCAACAUUCUGGAACUGAACGCCAAGAACUCGAGGGGUUUCACUGCAAUGGAUUUGUUAGAUAUAGUGAUAGAGAAUUCCAAUGAGGUUCGACUAAAGGAAAUCCUCCAACGUGCGGGUGCCCUUGGUGUACAAACUCCUGAUCAUACUCUCAUUAACACUCAAGAUUCAUCCGGAGCCUGUUCCUUGGACUCAGUCAGAAUUAAGUUUCUAUUUGAACAUCUUGGAAGGCAAUAUAGUUUUGGCAUCCUUAACUUUCAUUGCUCAAGAAAUUGUAUACCAAUGUCGUCUCACCCUUCUUUGAGUACUGGGAGGAGCUGGUUUAAAUAUUUCCGGUAUGAAGAAGGCAGGGACUCGCCAAGUGAUGCCCGGAAUGUGCUCCUGAUUGUUGUCACUCUGAUUGCUGCAGUGACUUUUCAAGCAGGAGUCAACCCUCCUGGUGGUGUUUGGCAAGAUGAUAAUAAUGGACAUGUUGCCGGCAGGGCUAUUUAUGCUGCUCAAAAGGAAGCCUACUAUGUUUUCUUGAUUUCUAACACCGUUGCUCUUUCUACAUCCAUACUUGUUAUUGUUUCGCUCACAUAUAGGUUUCCUUUUCAUUUCGAGAUAUGUGUUGCCACUGGUGCAAUGAUAGUAACUUAUGGAUCUGCUCUUUUUGCUGUUACGCCUAAUGAAUCUGUCAGAUUUCGAUACAUCUUGCUUGCGGCUGCCGUGCCUUUCGUAGUUCGGUGUUUGAUCCAGAUGUAUAACAAGUAUACAAGUAACAAGAUAUCCAAUGGUAUUCAGGAUGAGCUUCAACGUUCUUAGCCAAUUAUGUUUAUAUUCAGGAUGAAAAUCAAUAUCCUCAGCCAAUUUGUUUAUGUAAUCUGACAUGAAAGUCUGUGUAUCAGAUAAUUAAAGUAUUAUAUGUUGUGAUUGCUGAAUUAAGUUGUUCCUUCUAAUUGUUGAUGAACAU